GUCCGGUGUGCAUUUUCAAAAUUCCGCAUGUGUAAUCGUAAAGGUCAACGUGCCGUUACUCGCAACGCACGAUCCCUAGCUCUAUGCUAUGCUCUAUGGUCCCACGCAUCUACACUUCUAAGAGUUCUAUAACUAAUACAAAAACCACAAGUUGUGAAAACGUGUAGGCUUCCAUACACAACUUCCACUUCGAGACAAGAAUGGACGUUUUUAUCCCAGGGAGUUUCAGUCAACAAUAGGCAUUAACUCGACCGACUUUGUUGUGUGAAUUCUGUCACACACGGGUCAAUGCAUUGCACGUCAAGCAUUUUGGGGUUGGAAAUCGAUUGAAUAGCAGAACAGCAUACAACCCGGGAAAAUAUACCGUGUUGCCUUCAUAAUGCGCGAGGACUUUGCGGUUUCGUGGGUGAAGUAAAAAGAGCUGUAACACCAGUCACCUAAAUAACUCAGGAGUACCAUACCACGGUGAGAUUCGCGAGGACAACACAAGCUUCCCCACUGCUGGGAGCAUUACAGCGUAUGAUUUCGACUGACAGUUUUAGGGGGGGGACAGUGCACUCUUGUUUAGCUCUCGACACUCCGUGGUUGCAUAAACUGCAACCCUGACUCAGACGUCGUCAUCAUGUCUGUUUCUUGGACUCGGAGUUCCUUGGAACACUCCCUUUUCUUUCGUAACUAAGAAAGGGGAACUUUGCAUUGAGGGGCUUUUCUUUCUCCUGUUUUUUAAGUGAUUGUCAAUGUUACACUCUGAAGUGGGUCACAUGACAAACAUCGUCUCAACGGCUGUUUGGUUACGGUAAACUGGACUUUGCUUUUUUCCCACGGGCGGACUUUUCUAAACUUGCGUGGAGGUCAUAAAAAAAACGGUGUACCUCUUUUGCUUCGGAUUGUGUACACAGCGUUUGUGGGACGCUCUAAUUCUUCAACACAUUAGUUUCUUUGUGGAUAAGGAUUGGGCCAUUAAUUUGGGGUCUUCAAGGAAUCAAGGACUCGGUUUUCUUAUAUCAUUUACUCCUCUGGCUGGGACACUGUUGGUGGGGGAAGAUCACAACAUGGAUAGGACGUGUAGGGUGAAGCAGUUCGGCAUACAUGGAGUUUACUUGGUAACUGUGUUGAUACUGCUGGUCAUGGUGUUGGACAGUGUUUCUGCUCAGACUGCUGGUGGUGUCGAUGGUCUAUGCCCCAACACUGUAAGUACAACAGUGAAGUACAUAACGACAGAUACAAUAUCGAGAUCUCACAUGACCACCACUAAGUGUGGACUAUUUAAUUGGUUGAGUUGUACAGUGUAUCGUACCGUGUACAGCAGCGAGCCAAGGACCGCAACUCGUGAAAUCUACAUUAUAGUAUAUGUUUGCUGUGAUGGUUGGGAAACUCAAGAAGAUGGUUCAUGCAGUCGAAUAACUACAGAAAGGGCAAGCACCGAACCAGCAUUGACCAUUAAAAGCACCCUUGAUUCAAGCACGACCACGCCCACAUACACCGUCGAUAUGCUUUCACCGGAGUCAUCAUCGUCGUCGAUGGUAUCUCCUUCAUCAACGGCCACGUCGAGCGGAAGUCCACCCGUAGAGAUGGUUCUACCCGAAGACGUCUUCUCAGACGAGAAGCCAUCUUUCUUUGGAGAUAAAAGGAUGCUCGGGGGAAUAGGAGGUGUGGCAGGAGCUCUGAUCAUCUUGGUUACAUUGAUGCUGUUGUUAAUAACAAGGAGGAGGCGUCGUUCCAGAGAGAAACGGAAUGCAGAGCCUGGGGUUCUGUUUGAGUUAUUGACAUCCAACUCACCACCGCAAGCCCCGACUCCGGACAUCUACACAGAAAUACCUGACCAUCAGAACAACAUCAGCUCAACCGGACAGGAAAUAGUCACAGAUCAAGGUCAGAGUGAUUAUGACAUUGCCUUCGUACACAACCAACGGCCGUCGGGUCGUAUCAACACGUAUCAAGACGUCAAAGACCUCGUCGCCAGUUGCAACGGAAUAAAUGAACAGAAGAAAACAACCGUCGGGAAUAAAGGAGGAGCGAGCGCCAAAAUGGAGUCCCCAUCUGCUGCCAAGACGAUGGAGUCGAACGUAUGUCUUGGGCAGAAUGGUCAGGUCUACACCGAGUUAGAUCAGAAUGGACUCGACAGGGCCGAGCAGGCCCCAUACCAAAACUUGACGGUGCUGGACACUGUAAUUAAAGCACCCACUUCCUACGGCAAUGGGCGUAGUUCCCCUGCUGUACCCUACAACAAACUUGAUCGAACAAAUCGUGUCGUGCCCACAGACCCAGACGAUGAGGCCUACAACACUGUGAUCAUAGGUCCGACCGGAAGUAGUGAGGACGCCCCUUACGACAAACUGGAACGACAGAGAAGUGCCCCGCACCACGGGUCCGAGGACAAUCUUGCCGUGUCGAUACCAGCCGGGUACGCUGCCCUCGGAGUCAACGGUAGCAACCUUGCCUACGAUAAGCUGGAGAGGCACGAAGCUCAAGGUUUCGAGCCUGACAGACACGUCGGUAAGACGACCGGACCGAAUACGUACGAUGCGAUCAACCCCACUAGUCCCAACAAGAAGACCUACGACAAGCUUCAACGGCAGCAUUCGGCGGAUCGUGGACUGAACGAUUCUCCCGCCAAAACUAAAUCUUCUGAUGAGCUACCCAAGAGCGACAACGAAUACGAUACGGUAGAAAUUGGAAGCCCUGUCGGACAACCCAUUCCAGCAGGAGGGGAGAUCUACCAAAAUCUACCCAAGAAACCUAAAGAAAAGGGUCAAACAACCUCACCUGACUUAAAAACAAAGGCAAGCCCUGUCGUUCGUCCCUUAUACGACAUAGUUCCGGGGUCAUCAUCGCGCAAACUCAGUGCUCCCGUUUACGACAUCGUGCCGACUUCCCCUCGCGAAAAUGGUAUCGCCCCUUUGUACGACAUACCUCCCGCCCUCAGUCAGCAAAUCUCACGCAAGGAAAGCUUUGAAGGCCCCGCCUCUCCUCCUGUCAAUCAGCCUGGAACCAGGCCCGUUUAUGACACGCCCCCUUUGAGGUUGGACAGCACGAGCUCUCUGCAGUUUGACGAAACUUGUCCUGUGUAUGAAAACACGCCUACAUCUCGUAAACAGUCUGUCUUCUAGUUGAAUCUGCACAAAGAAACAACAAAUUGAGGUAUCCACGCCUUCCCAGAUCGGGGAUUUUGUCUCCUAGGAGAUCAAGAAGACAUGUGACCCUGAUCGGGGCCCAGUUUAUUGAAGUUUGUCAAUAGUUAAGUGGCCUUUAAUUGUUUGAAUCUAGCCCUGGCCUAAUAUUUCCAUUUAUAGUUAGUGUGAUAACCGCGUCCAUACCCAGAUUGGGAUUUUAUCUCCCAGUUGACAUCAAGAAGACAAGUGACCCCGAUCGGGGCCUUGUUUAUUGAAGUUUGUCAAUAUUUGAAGGGUGCCUUUAAUUAUUUGAGUCUAAGCCUGGCCUAAUCUCCUAUUAUAGCCUUUGUGUGAUAACAGUGUCCAUCUCCCAGUUGGGAUCAAGGUGGCCAGUGACUCCGAUCAGGGCCCUUUUUAAUUGAAAAUUGACUGCAGUUUGUCAAUAGUGAACAAGGUGCUUGUAAUAGUUCAAGUAUAGGCCUGGCCUAACGUCUCUUUUUGUGGCCCUUGUAGGAUAACAAGGUCUACUCAGAUUGGGGACUUCAUCCCAAAUUGAGAUCAAUAUGACCUGUGCCCCCGAUCGAGGCCCAAUUUCAUGGAGCUGAAAUUAUUUGCCUUUUGAACAUUUUAUUCGGAUUGAUGGUAACCUCAUUCUGAUCAGAUUUUGUUGUGCUUAGCUAGCUGCUAAUGGGGUUAAGCAGCUCUUUAAAAUUGGGCUCUGGAGAUUUGAAUGACUGUUAGUUAAGUGAAGGUGUCUUUUAUUGUUCGAGUCUAGGGCUGGCCUAAGUCUCUUAUUAUAGCCUUAGUUUUGGGACCUCUGUAUAUAGCCGUGUACAUUAACAUACUUAUUUUUAAUACAUGUACAGCUCGCAUAAUGUGACUUUUUGAGCCAAAUAUUAACUCCGCAAUGCUAAAGAGAUAUAACGUGUUGAACCACCUUCUUUGUUAAUUGGGGCCUUUAAAUGGUCAGAAUCUCCCACCGACAGAUUUCUAACAAUUAAACUGCAAAACAAACUGCUAAGAAAAACACCAUAAGGUGUUAAAAUAACACUGAUUUCGGCAAAAUCAAUUAAAUUUGUUUUAUUUAAUGAUGUUAAUUAGAUUUUUUUUUUCAUAUGAGACAACACACAUGGUGUCAAUUUUAACAUCACAUACAGGCGGUUCUAUAUGAAAUGUUAAAAAGUUGUUAUGUCUGAUAUUCAAUAUUUAAAAACAUGGACACCUUUGGUAAUUGUCAAAAAGCAGUCUUCUCACCUGGUGUAUCUCAACAUU
Messenger RNA from Asterias rubens (European starfish), 4385 nucleotides. RefSeq lists its product as uncharacterized. Gene Ontology annotation, molecular function: protein binding. The record is from RefSeq and is a predicted model, not a curated record. The transcript is spliced from 6 exons. Bases 1053 to 3110 code for a protein of 685 amino acids. Lineage: Eukaryota; Metazoa; Echinodermata; Asteroidea; Forcipulatida; Asteriidae.